AUGUUCAAGAAGACGAAGAAAGAUGGAGAUGACAAAAUCUUCCUCCCUUGUGGGUAUGGCUUCCGCGGGCCCGGAGGCAUCGUCUACCGCAACAAGUAUGGACGGGCGUGCUGCGGCGGGUGCCGCGCCAUCUAUGGCGAAGAUCCGGUGAAGCCCUGCCUCGAAUCACCGAACUGCGCGCGCUUUCAAUGCGAAAGGUCAAAGCCGAUCCAGAAUUCUGACCGCACAGUGAUCAAUGGCGAGUUUUUGACUGAUCAC
Molecule: messenger RNA, 258 nt
Organism: Mesorhabditis spiculigera
Lineage: Eukaryota; Metazoa; Nematoda; Chromadorea; Rhabditida; Rhabditidae
Source: the annotation of a GenBank genome assembly